AUGACCUCCUACCAAAGCUGGACCGAUCUUCAGGCAGAUCUGGGUGACCUUUCCGACCUGGCCGAGUGGAACGAUGGCAUGAAGUGGCUGCUUCUGGUCGUCGAUAUUUAUUCGAAAUUUAUUAUGGUGGCCCCACUAAAAGACAAGCGGCCUGCUGGAGUGGCAGUUGAAAUGCGAAAAAUGUUUAAUCCCUGGAUUCCUUACAAUUUGAUGACCGACCAGGGCAAGGAGUUCACUUCGGGAGCCAUGCUUGACCUAUAUAAAGACCUGGAAAUUAACCAUUUUACUCUCAGAGGCAGCGAUCAGAAGGCCCAGGUGGCGGAGGCUCAUCUCAAGACGAUCAAGUACAAGAUUUAUCGAUAUUUCACGCAUUACAACACUCGACGCUGGGUGGACGUGGUUCACAAGAUUGCCGACACUCUGAAUCAUACGCGAAGCAGUGUAACUGGGAUGCGUCCCGUCGACGUGACACUAGACACGCGUCUUCCGGAGCAGCAUGUGCGUAUCGCCGACGAUUCCCGCUUCAAUGUUGGCGACACGGUUGUGCUGUCUAAUCGACGCCAAACAUUCCAGAAGGGAUUCCGAGGUCUCUGGGGUACCGAGCUGUUUGUCGUCCGUCACGUCGACAUGCGCAUACCAGUGACGUAUCGCGUGGCCGAUCUGAACGGAGAACUGGUUGAGGGUCGCUUCUACGAGCAGGAACUUCAGCGGGCCGAGAACCGUGAAGGUGUCUACAAGGUGGAGAAGGUACUGCGCGAACGACGACGGCGAGGGAAAAUUGAGUACUUUGUGAAGUGGCUGGACUAUGGCGACGAAUUCAAUUCAUGGGUGGCUGCCGAUGACGUCGUUGACCUGACUCCAAGACCGCCUACU
Molecule: messenger RNA, 873 nt
Organism: Mesorhabditis spiculigera
Lineage: Eukaryota; Metazoa; Nematoda; Chromadorea; Rhabditida; Rhabditidae
Source: the annotation of a GenBank genome assembly